Leptidea sinapis is the source of this 1053-nucleotide messenger RNA. Its product is annotated as protein obstructor-E-like. Bases 123 to 992 code for a protein of 289 amino acids. Gene Ontology annotation, cellular component: extracellular region. The transcript has 6 exons. Gene Ontology annotation, molecular function: chitin binding. The record is from RefSeq and is a predicted model, not a curated record. Lineage: Eukaryota; Metazoa; Arthropoda; Insecta; Lepidoptera; Pieridae.
CAUCAUGUAAGAACAGCGAGCUAAAAAGUGUUAUUGUCAGUGCGCCAUAGAGCGCAGCGCGAGAGUCAAGUUUAUUAAACUAAGUUUAAGUUUGUGCUAAGAAUAUCUUAAUAACAACAAAUAUGGCGCACCGGUCGUCAAAUAUAAUAAUUUUGACUUGCUUAAUAGUAUUGGCAACAUCUGCUGCACAGAAGAAUGUAAAGAGGAAACCAGCUCCACCUGCACGCGUGGCUGAGUCAGACCCUGACACAGAUAUCACCAGCUCAUGUCCAGAAGACGGCUACUACGCUGAUGCAGAACAAUGUGACAAAUACUAUGAAUGCAAAGCUGGUCAAAUAAAAGAGAAACUCUGCCCCGACGGUAUGGUGUUCAACGACUAUAACCCUGACGACGAGAAGUGCGAUCUGCCCUUCAAUAUCAACUGUACCAACAGGCCGAAGCUGCAAACGCCCAUACCAUCAUUGCAUUGCCCUCGCCAGAAUGGCUACUUCGCUCACGAAGAACCUCAUGAAUGUGGAAUUUUCUACUACUGUGUGGACGGAAAAUUCAACAUGAUCACCUGCCCAGCUGACCUAGUGUACAACGAUAAAACUGGAAUUUGCACGUGGGCCGAUGAAGCUAAAAAGAAGGGAUGCGGCACGAAAGACAUCUUUGACUUCGACUGCCCGGCUGUGAAUGAGACCUUUGGCUUGACUCAUCCUCGCUACGCCGACCCUGAAGAUUGUCAGUUCUUCUACGUGUGUAUCAACGGCAAUACACCUCGCCGUAGUGGAUGCAAGCUUGGACAGGCAUUUGAUGACGUCAGCAAGAAAUGCGAGUGGGCAAGAAAGGUCCCUGAAUGCAAGGACUGGUACAACGGUCGUCUCACAGAUGCUGAGCUGGAAGCCUUGGAAAACCCACCAGUGGCCAAGCCAAAGCCUUCUGGUGCACCAUCCCGCCGUAAGCCUCAGAGACCCAAAAGCAAGCAAGUCGAAGAAGAAGUAGAGAAAUAGAUAUAUACAUAUUAGAUAUAGUUUUAAGUAGAGUUAUUAAAAUCUUUUAUACAUUGAAAAA